AUGUCUGUUAUCGAUGAUGAUAAUUUCUUCUUGUUGGAAAAUAGACUUGAUCAGGCAUCGAUUAUUUGUAUUUUGGAAUUUCUCAAUAGGAAUGAAAUUAAUAAUUUAGCAAGUUUGAUUUAUCGAUCCGAUUCUACAGAAAUUGAAAAGGGAUUUUAUAAUGAAACAUAUUUGGAUUUAAAAUUUGGAAAUUGUUUGAUGAUUUAUUGUUGGAAAGAUGAGUUUUGGGAGGAUUAUAUGAAUGAGAAAAUUAUGAGGAUUAACAAAUUAUUGAGAAAAUCAAUAACUCCGAUUGAAAUAUUUAAUGAUGAUGAUUGGAAUGAUGGUGGGAAUAUUAGAUUGAAAUUUAUUAAAUAUAUGUGGAAGAGAAUUGGUUCAGAGAAUUGGAGGUUAAUUCAGAAAACAAGACAUGACAGAAAGUUAUACAUUCACUCACUUUCUGAUAAAUUAUCAAAAAUUGCCAAGUUAAACAAAAGGUUCAAAACUCCAGAAUGUGAAGGAUUGAUUAGAGAGAGAAUUGAACAAGCUUGUUUUAUUGAAGAAGACUCUCUUUCAAAGUAUUUGAAAGAGCCAAUGAUUGUGGAUAAUUUGAAUGAAUCCAUACAGUAUGAGAAAUGGGUCAGUAUGGGAAUGAAUGUUGGUAAAACAAGUUUAUUCAUGACAAUUAGUGGAGUAGAAUUCCCUUUUGAGUAUACCCCUAAAGUUUUUGAUGGAUACAAUGCAGCUGUGCUAGUUUCAUGUAUCAACAAGAAAGGAGAAGAAAGAAAAGUUAGUUUUCACUUUGGAUUUUGGGACACUGUUGGAAAUGAAGAGUAUGAUAAAUUAAGACCACUUGGUUAUCCUGACACAACUAUAUUUACUCUAAAUUAUGCUAUUAAUGAUUGGUCAAGUUUAAAACAAUUGGCUGAACAUCUACUGUGGGAAUCUACUCUUUCCGAGCCAAAUGCAACUUUUGUCGUUGUUUCAACAAAGAAUGAUCUAAAAGAAGAAUGUUAUUGGAAUAGUUUAUUGGAUCCAUUAUUAAUGGAAGAAGCAAUUUCUCCAGAAGAUGGAAUCAUGUUUACAAAAUCAAUAGGAGCAAUAUCAUUUAUUGAAACAAGUUCUAAAACAAAGAAAGGUAUAGAAUAUCUACUCCAGAAACUUGUUUUACUUAGAUUGAUACAUCUUCAACAUUUGAAAUCAAUUGAAAAGCAAAAACAGGAUGACACAAAAAGGAAAUGUUCAGUUCAAUAA
Messenger RNA from Naegleria gruberi, 1233 nucleotides. RefSeq names its product rho family small GTPase. Gene Ontology annotation, molecular function: GTPase activity; GTP binding. The transcript is spliced from 2 exons. NCBI's taxonomy places the organism in Eukaryota, Heterolobosea, Eutetramitea, Acrasida, Naegleriidae. Gene Ontology annotation, biological process: small GTPase-mediated signal transduction. The record is from RefSeq and is a predicted model, not a curated record. The coding region runs from base 1 to 1233 and encodes 410 amino acids.